Molecule: messenger RNA, 1951 nt
Organism: Ipomoea nil (Japanese morning glory)
Lineage: Eukaryota; Viridiplantae; Streptophyta; Magnoliopsida; Solanales; Convolvulaceae
Product: transcription factor bHLH78-like
Exons: 8
Coding region: 275-1552 (425 amino acids)
Biological process (GO): regulation of DNA-templated transcription
Cellular component (GO): nucleus
Molecular function (GO): protein dimerization activity; DNA-binding transcription factor activity
Source: RefSeq, a predicted model, not a curated record
CCAUCUUCCUCUCCACUUUCCUUCAUUUUCCUCUCUCACUUUCUCUCUGAUCCUAACCCCUCUCUCUCUCUCUCUUUCUCUUUAACUUUCCUUUCUGAGCUGAGCAAAUUCAAAGACCAAAGACACAAUAGCAGCCUUUUCUGGGCUUCUGAUUGUAGACUUUUCUCUCAAGUCUCAACCUUUCCUCCAAAAAACAAACAAUUUUAGGUUGUUUUUCCCACCUUAAUUCUGGUUUUUCUUGAUCAUUCUAGGGGUUCAUCUCCAAUUCUCUGCCAUGGAGAAAGACAGCAUGUUCUUGAGCGAUGAGAGCACAAUGCCAUAUGAACUGCACAACUGUUUCUUCAAUCCUAAUUGGGAGAACCCAAUGGAUCAGAGGGACUUGUUGGGGUCUUCUCUAAGCUCAAUGGUGUCCUCUCCUACUAAUAAUGGUGAAAAUGGGAAUUUUGUGCUGAGAGAAUUGAUUGGGAGACUGGGUGAAAUUUCCCCUUCCUAUGCUGAUAACACUUCCUGUUACAACACCCCAUUGAGCUCACCCCCAAAGCUCAGCAAUAUUUCAAUGGUGGAUCAUCAGAUCAGGGCCACCUUGCCAUUCCCACAGUUCUCCACUGACCCUGGGUUUGCAGAGAGAGCUGCAAAGUUUUCGUGUUUUGCUAACGGGGCCGGGGUGAUGAGCCCCGGAUUGAAAGACCCCGAAUUGCAGCACAGAAUGGUUCACAAUUUGGAAACUGGCAAGCUUUCCAGAGUUCCCAGUAAUCAGUCUAUCAAGGCCUCUGGAUCUCAGAUGGCUGAGAAGUCAGAAUUGGGCGAUUCCCGGGAGAAUUCUUCGGUUUCUGAGCAGAUCCCGGGAGGGGAAACCGCCAAUUCAAGAAAGAGGAAAGCAGCUCCCAAGGAAAAAGGCAAAGAGACAACUAAUGUUGUAUCAGAGAACAAAGAAUCGAGCGCCAAACGGAACAAACCCGAAGAGGAUGCAAACAAGAAACAGAACAGUAAAGACAAUCCAAAGCCACCAGAGGCACCAAAGGACUACAUUCAUGUCAGAGCAAGAAGGGGUCAAGCCACUGAUGCUCACAGUCUAGCUGAAAGAGUCAGAAGAGAAAAAAUCAGUGAAAGAAUGAAACUUUUACAAGAUCUUGUGCCUGGCUGCAACAAGGUGACUGGAAAAGCUGUAAUGCUUGAUGAGAUCAUAAACUACGUGCAAUCAUUGCAACGACAGGUUGAGUUUCUUUCGAUGAAGUUGGCCACAGUGAAUCCAGCAAUGGACUCCAACAUGGGAGCUCUUCUAUCCAAGGAUAUCGUUCUCCAAUCCCGCGGAUCAGUGCAUCACAACAUGUUCCCAACAGAUGCAUCCUAUGGGCAAAAUUUCAUGUCCCCGAUAACCUCAUUGAACAGAAACCUAGGCAUCGCGGCAUUGCCUCCUCCUAUGGGAAAUUUUGUUGAAAAUCCCUCUCAGGUUUCGACGUUCUUUGAGAAUGACCUCAACAAUGUUGUCCAAAUGUGCAUUGGCCAAAACCAGGCUGAGAAUGUUCAUGGGGAAAUGCAGGAGCUCAAAUGAAAGUAGAGAUAUGAUGAGAUGAGAUCAGAUAAUAUUCAAAGUUUCAAACCAUUCAUUUUUGAGGCCACCCCAAAAUGACAGAGGCUUCUGUAUGUACAGAUCACAGACUUGGAACUUGGAAGUUCACUCAAGAUCAUUAUUUUUCUCUUCUAUUCUUUUUUUUCUAUAUUUUUAGGUCAUUAAUCAAGGAAACCAUGAUUUUAUUCUUAAUUUUUUUUUAAUAUUUUCAUUUUAUGGGUUAACUUCUGACAACAUAAAUUGGAGAAAAAAUUACAGACCAGAUGGUUGUAAGAAGUUGUGAAAUUUUUACAUUGUAACAUAUUGUAGAAUUGUAUUAUUUCUUUGCCCUUCAAAUUUUUAUCACUAAUUUAUUGGCUAUAGAUCAUGGGAUUCCUUGUU